Molecule: messenger RNA, 435 nt
Organism: Acaulospora morrowiae
Lineage: Eukaryota; Fungi; Glomeromycota; Glomeromycetes; Diversisporales; Acaulosporaceae
Source: the annotation of a GenBank genome assembly
AUAGACGUGAUAAGAAGAUGGCUGAUCCCGACAGUAAAAUCUUUUGUACAAAAUACUCCCAUUGGUUUGCAUAAUUGGAGGAAUCGAACCCAACCUGGGUCAUCACUAUUGAAUGCUCGCCAGUUUUCAACAAUAGUACAAGUCAUUGAACUUGCAAAAGAUUAUAAUUCACUGCUCGAGAUUCUUUUAUGGGUUCUUGAAAAUUCCAUGGAGAAAAGCUUAUUCCAAUUGAUUAUCGAUACAUUUAAACGUCAUGAAAUGAUUUGGUCAGCCAUGGGAAAAUCUGAAUUAAUAUUAGAGACUCUUACGAAGAAGAAUGAGAAAGGUUCUACCGACUUAUGCAUAACAAAGUACUUGUCCAGCUUAUUACCGGAAACUUGUGGCGAGAAGAAAUUAAAGCUAGAAAGAGAUUUACAAUCCUUUACUUUUAACAAG